AUGAACAAUCCUGAAUUCCGCCAGACCCUCCAUAACAUCUCUCACAACCUUGAGUCCGCCAAUCAAGCGGCCCAGGAAAAUAUCUACACAUUCACCCAACUAUACAUUGAUCCCUGCCUGGUCGGACUCAAAUCCUGCCUCUACGACUGCACCCGUCCAUGUUUCCCGAACCGAGAAGACAACCUGCGCCGCAAGAGAGGGAGGUCUCGUGGCAGGGCCGAACUGAAUUUUGAUUUUUACGAUGCUUGGGACGACGAUGAGGCUCUCGCCGACACCUCUCUGGGAUGGGGCAAUGACGAGUUGGACAGUCUUCUAGCCGGCCGAGCGCCACGUUCCGGUCAACCACGCCGGCAGCGGGCUAUGAGUUAUGGUUCUCGGGGAAGACUAAAGCCUACUGGCCUCGAGCCAGACCCACACCAAGACCCGACCAUCAUCCCUGGCUCGUCCUACCUGGGAUUCUUGGAACGCUUUCCUUGGAAGAUUGGGGCGCGCAAGCUGCGGUACAAGCCCUCAGCUGCUGAUCUGCAGGAGCACCCUGGGGGCGCUAGAGUAAGGGAUUCUGAAAGAGAGCCGCUGAUAGAAGAGCACGAGGACCAUGAUACGGAAUGGAGCAAGGGUCACGGCCGCCAGAGGAGCGAUACCGCCGGCUCCAGAUCAACCAUGAAUUCUCUCAGCUCUAGAGGAGAUCUUAUCAUGGGCGACGAGGAAGAGGACGCCGUGCCUCUUGAUGACGAAUUCGCAGUCAUGUUGACUCGGCGCAUGACUGGCCAAGGCUUGAACGAAGAUCAAAGUAGUGGGAAGACAAGAACUUCGAGUAGCAAGCGGCCCGGGGUAUCACGGCGGGGAACACGUACUCCCUCAUCAAAAUCGCUGGCCAGUCCCAGUAUGAAGAGUCAGCGGUCUUCAUCACAGAAGAGCCUUGCACCGGUCUCGCCGAGCCCUUUGCGAGAGCAAUCCGAACCUCCUACACUGCAUGACCUCAAACAACAAGAGGAACAUGCCGAACGGGAAGAAGAGUUGGAAAUCAAACAAAAACGAGAGGCCGCACAUCGACUUGCUCUCGCACGAGGAUUGAGCUCGCGCAAUGUCCCAAGCGUGAUGAGCACAAAGACCAAUGCUGGUCCACCCAGCGCCGAAGAGACCGCAGACGCACCAUCGAGGACGCAUACGCCCAAAGAAGAUUUGUCGCUGCAUGGAGAUCGCUUCGCAAAGACAAACCGUCUUUCGGAUCCGUUUGGGCCAACAACGUCCAGCGACCAUAGAUCCGAAGAUGGGACGGACCCUACUUGA
This is a messenger RNA of Capronia epimyces CBS 606.96, 1290 nucleotides long. RefSeq lists its product as uncharacterized. Lineage: Eukaryota; Fungi; Ascomycota; Eurotiomycetes; Chaetothyriales; Herpotrichiellaceae. The transcript has a single exon. Bases 1 to 1290 code for a protein of 429 amino acids. The record is from RefSeq and is a predicted model, not a curated record.